Molecule: messenger RNA, 387 nt
Organism: Diversispora eburnea
Lineage: Eukaryota; Fungi; Glomeromycota; Glomeromycetes; Diversisporales; Diversisporaceae
Source: the annotation of a GenBank genome assembly
AUGUCUGAACAAAUUGAAAAAGCUUUUCAAAAACAAGUUGGCAUUUUUCAAAAUCCAAAAGCUAACAAAAAAGUCAAACUCAAGAAUAAUCGAUGGUAUAAGGAUGUAGGUCUCGGUUUUAAAACACCUAAAGAAGCCAUUGAAGGUCAUUAUAUAGAUAAAAAGUGUCCCUGGGUAAGCCAAGUAUCCAUCCGUGGUCGUAUCUUAACUGGUGUGGUGGUAUCUAUCAAAAUGAAGAGAACUAUUAUCGUUCGCCGUGAAUAUUUACAUUAUAUUACAAAGUAUAAUCGAUAUGAGAAACGUCAUAAAAAUAUCGCGGCACAUCUUUCCCCUUGCUUUAUUGGUGUUCAGCCCGGUGAUAGCGUAACUGUAGGUCAAUGCCGGUAA